Molecule: messenger RNA, 2931 nt
Organism: Seminavis robusta
Lineage: Eukaryota; Bacillariophyta; Bacillariophyceae; Naviculales; Naviculaceae
Source: the annotation of a GenBank genome assembly
AUGAAGCUUGCUACCCUUUGCUUCGUCUCUUCCUUUGCGGUCCUCGCGAACGUCGGUGCAGCCGACGGAAGCCUCCGUACCUCCUCUUUGCGCGGCAACAACCAAACACUGGAUGGCGCUGUCACCAAGACUCACCAUGAUGGGCAAGAUGUUGUCAAGAUGGGAACCAUGGUCACCAUUGAUGGAACUUCCAAUGCCCCUGCUGGAUCCCAUUCUUCUGAGAAGCAUGCCCCCAUUCUGAGCAAGUGCAUGACUGAAUCCUAUGGCAACCAGAUGGGGUACACUCUUGAGUCCUUUGAAGUGAACAAGGAGAUUGAUGUCAAGAAGGAUGAAGAAACCAACAACCUUGAGUCCUCUACUGGCGGCUGGGAUGACUGGUACAUUGGCCUUGAGUACUACCUUGGAGGUGCCCAAUUCUAUGGUGGCUGGUGGGGUGAGUUGUCUUCCACUGAAGGCAAUGCUGACCCAGUUGCCCGUUUCCUUGAAGCCCACUUGUCCAGUCCUUCAGCCAAAGCUAUCCACGAAGAGUUUGAAGCCAAUGUUUGCGAUUGCCUUGUCCAGAGCAACACCAAGACCUUUGCCCAUGCCCAUGACUGCAAGAUUGAGUACUUUGUCCACUUCCCUGACAAUGGUCCCAUUGCCAAGUCUGCUGAUGUUCAGCCUGUCAAGAAGGUCAAGGCUGUGAAGCACCAUGAUGGGCAAGAUGUUGUCAAGAUGGGAACCAUGGUUACCAUUGAUGGGACUAACAACGCACCUGCUGGAUCUCAUUCUUCUGAGAAGCACGCCCCCAUUUUGAGCAUGUGCAUGACUGAAUCCUAUGGCAACCAGAUGGGGUACACUCUUGAGUCCUUUGAAGUGAACAAGGAGAUUGAUGUCAAGAAGGAUGAAGCAACCAACAACCUUGAGUCCUCUACUGGUGGCUGGGAUGACUGGUACAUUGGCCUUGAAUACUACCUUGGAGGUGCUCAAUUCUAUGGUGGCUGGUGGGAGCAACACCAAGACUUUGCCCAUGCCCAUGACUGCAAAAUUGAUACUUUGUCCACUUCCCGACAUGGUCCCAUUCUCAAGUCUGUUGAUGUUCAGCCUGUCAAGAAGGUCAAGGCUGUGAAGCACCAUGAUGGGCAAGAUGUUGUCAAGAUGGGAACCAUGGUUACCAUUGAUGGGACUAACAACGCACCUGCUGGAUCUCAUUCUUCUGAGAAGCACGCCCCCAUUUUGAGCAAGUGCAUGACUGAAUCCUAUGGCAACCAGAUGGGGUACACUCUUGAGUCCUUUGAAGUGAACAAGGAGAUUGAUGUCAAGAAGGAUGAAGCAACCAACAACCUUGAGUCCUCUACUGGUGGCUGGGAUGACUGGUACAUUGGCCUUGAGUACUACCUUGGAGGUGCUCAAUUCUAUGGUGGCUGGUGGGGUGAGUUGUCUUCCACUGAAGGCAAUGCUGACCCAGUUGCCCGAUUCCUUGAAGCCCACUUCUCCAGCCCUUCAGCCAAAGCUAUCCACGAACAGUUUGAAGCCGGUGUUUGUGAUUGCCUUGUCCAGAGCAACACCAAGACAUUUGCCCAUGCCCAUGACUGCAAGAUUGAGUACUUUGUCCACUUCCCUGACAAUGGUCCCAUUGCCAAGUCUGCUGAUGUUCAGCCUGCCAAGAAGGUCAAGGCUGUGAAGCACCAUGAUGAGCACGAUGUUGUCAAGAUGGGAACCAUGGUCACCAUUGAUGGAACUUCCAAUGCCCCUGCUGGAUCUCAUUCUUCUGAGAAGCAUGCCCCCAUUCUGAGCAAGUGCAUGACUGAAUCCUAUGGCAACCAGAUGGGGUACACUCUUGAGUCCUUUGAAGUGAACAAGGAGAUUGAUGUCAAGAAGGAUGAAGAAACCAACAACCUUGAGUCCUCUACUGGUGGCUGGGAUGACUGGUACAUUGGCCUUGAAUACUACCUUGGAGGUGCCCAAUUCUAUGGUGGCUGGUGGGGUGAAUUGUCUUCCACUGAAGGCAAUGCUGACCCAGUUGCCCGUUUCCUUGAAGCCCACUUGUCCAGCCCUUCCGCCAAAGCUAUCCAUGAAGAGUUUGAAGCCAAUGUUUGUGAUUGCCUUGUCCAGAGCAACACCAAGACCUUUGCCCAUGCCCAUGACUGCAAGAUUGAGUACUUUGUCCACUUCCCUGACAAUGGUCCCAUUGCCAAGUCUGUUGAUGUUCAGCCUGUCAAGAACGUUAAGGCUGAGAAGCACCAUGAUGGGCAAGAUGUUGUCAAGAUGGGAACCAUGGUCACCAUUGAUGGAACUUCCAAUGCCCCUGCUGGAUCUCAUUCUUCUGAGAAGCAUGCCCCCAUUCUGAGCAAGUGCAUGACUGAAUCCUAUGGCAACCAGAUGGGGUACACUCUUGAGUCCUUUGAAGUGAACAAGGAGAUUGAUGUCAAGAAGGAUGAAGCAACCAACAACCUUGAGUCCUCUACUGGUGGCUGGGAUGACUGGUACAUUGGCCUUGAGUACUACCUUGGAGGUGCCCAAUUCUAUGGUGGCUGGUGGGGUGAGUUGUCUUCCACUAAAGGCAAUGCUGACCCAGUUGCCCGAUUCCUUGAAGCCCACUUCUCCAGCCCUUCAGCCAAAGCUAUUCACGAAGAGUUUGAAGCCAAUGUUUGCGAUUGCCUUGUCCAGAGCAACACCAAGACCUUUGCCCAUGCCCACGACUGCAAGAUUGAGUACUUUGUUCAUUUCCCUGACAAUGGUCCCAUUCUCAAGUCUGUUGAUGUUCAGCCUGUCAAGAAGGUCAAGGCUGAGAAGCACCAUGAUGGGCAAGAUGUUGUCAAGAUGGGAACCAUGGUCACCAUUGAUGGAACUUCCAAUGCCCCUGCUGGAUCCCAUUCUUCUGAGAAGCAUGCCCCCAUUCUGAGCAAGUGCAUGACUGAAUCGCGGACAUCGCCAUUCAACUCAUUUUGA